GGGAGGCAGACACCCAACUUGUCACCACCAUCCUCUCCUCCUCCUCCUCCUCUAUCCAGUGAGCUCGAGUCGGCACUGCACUCUCUCUGCCAGCUCCGGAUCGAUCUCGGCUUCUUGAUCGAUCCAUCGUUUGUUGUCUGGCCUAGCACACUCGGGUUCUUGGUCCAGUCGAUCAUGGUGCAGCCGGUGUUCGACGCGGCGGUGCUGAGCGGCCGGGCGGACAUCCCGUCGCAGUUCAUCUGGCCCGAGGGCGACAGCCCGACGCCGGACGCCGCCGAGGAGCUGCACGUCCCGCUCAUCGACAUCGGCGGCAUGCUCUCCGGCGACCCCGCCGCGGCCGCCGAGGUGACGCGCCUCGUGGGCGAGGCCUGCGAGCGGCACGGCUUCUUCCAGGUCGUGAACCACGGCAUCGACGCCGAGCUGCUGGCCGACGCGCACCGCUGCGUGGACAACUUCUUCACGAUGCCCCUCCCGGAGAAGCAGCGCGCGCUGCGCCACCCCGGCGAGUCGUGCGGCUACGCCAGCAGCUUCACCGGCCGGUUCGCGUCCAAGCUGCCGUGGAAGGAGACCCUGUCCUUCCGCUCCUGCCCCUCCGACCCCGCCCUCGUCGUCGACUACAUCGUCGCCACCCUCGGCGAGGACCACCGCCGCCUCGGGGAGGUGUACGCUCGGUACUGCUCGGAGAUGAGCCGUCUGUCGCUGGAGAUCAUGGAGGUGCUCGGGGAGAGCCUGGGCGUCGGCCGCGCCCACUACCGGCGCUUCUUCGAGGGCAACGACUCCAUCAUGCGCCUCAACUACUACCCGCCGUGCCAGCGGCCGUUGGAGACGCUGGGCACGGGCCCGCAUUGCGACCCGACGUCCCUGACCAUCCUCCACCAGGACAACGUCGGCGGCCUGCAGGUGCACACGGAGGGCCGGUGGCGCUCCAUCCGACCCCGCGCCGACGCCUUCGUGGUCAACAUCGGCGACACCUUCAUGGCGCUGUCUAACGGACGGUACAAGAGCUGCCUCCACAGAGCGGUGGUGAACAGCCGGGUCCCGAGGAAGUCGCUGGCCUUCUUCCUGUGCCCGGAGAUGGACAAGGUGGUGGCGCCGCCGGGGACGCUGGUGGACGCCGCCAACCCGCGCGCCUACCCGGACUUCACGUGGCGGUCGCUGCUGGACUUCACGCAGAAGCACUACCGGGCCGACAUGAAGACCCUCGAGGUCUUCUCCUCCUGGAUCGUCCAGCAGCAGCAGCCCCAGCCCGCCAGGACAUGAUGGAUUGCUCUGCUCCUCCCACCAUUAGCCAGCCAUUGAUUCAGCUUAGCUGCUGAGACUGAGAAAAGAGAGACAUCGUCAUCCGUCGAUCGAAUGUUAUUAUUACAGCUUAAUUGGUUGAUCUAGUGGUAGCACGUACGUACGAAGAAGCAUGGAUGGAUGGCAGGAUUUCCUAGAUGAUAAUUUCCUAAAACCGAGUCGUCGUCGUCGUCGUCUUUGCAGCCUUUGCCGCUCACUGCCAUGAGCCAUGAGCCAUGAGCCGAGCUCAUGAGCUCAUGAAGGGUUUGUCGUGGGGUGGUGCAUCUGUUUCUGUUUUGUCGUAUCA
Messenger RNA from Aegilops tauschii subsp. strangulata, 1585 nucleotides. RefSeq names its product gibberellin 20 oxidase 1-D. The record is from RefSeq and is a predicted model, not a curated record. Lineage: Eukaryota; Viridiplantae; Streptophyta; Magnoliopsida; Poales; Poaceae.